This is a messenger RNA of Dicrocoelium dendriticum, 462 nucleotides long. The record is from the annotation of a GenBank genome assembly. NCBI's taxonomy places the organism in Eukaryota, Metazoa, Platyhelminthes, Trematoda, Plagiorchiida, Dicrocoeliidae.
AUGGCGGCCGACAACGGGACGCCAAAUUUAACCAAGAAGGGUGUGGGUAAAUUUAAGUGCCUCCGUGAGCAGGACAAGUCUUCGCCUGCUCAAUUACCCCAAUCGCUUAGUUCGCAACCUAUGAAGCCCACGAAAUCGCGUGAAGAUGAUAAAAAUUUAGUCGCAGGAAGUGGAAAACUGCUGGAUGAUCCACAACUGAAAGUUCGGCUUCUCGACAUGAUUCGCCAGCGCAUUGCCAUCUUGAAUGCACACACUUUUUAUGUGCGGAAUCUGCCGCGGAGUACAUUGGUCUCCCUUUUGCGAUCGUUGUGUCCCACCUCAGUCAACGCUCAUUUGAAUCACCUGACAUUCGAUAGAGGAUGCAAAAGCGCUUUUAUCGUAUUCAAGACGGAAACGUCUACACGAGAAGCACAAAAUUCAAUACAUUUGGUCAAUGGCCAUUUUGAGGUGACACCCCCAUAG